Amborella trichopoda is the source of this 3870-nucleotide messenger RNA. RefSeq names its product phosphatidylinositol 4-kinase beta 1. Gene Ontology annotation, cellular component: membrane; cytoplasm. The record is from RefSeq and is a predicted model, not a curated record. NCBI's taxonomy places the organism in Eukaryota, Viridiplantae, Streptophyta, Magnoliopsida, Amborellales, Amborellaceae. Gene Ontology annotation, biological process: phosphatidylinositol phosphate biosynthetic process; phosphatidylinositol-mediated signaling. Gene Ontology annotation, molecular function: 1-phosphatidylinositol 4-kinase activity.
CGUAGAGAGAGAAAAUCCGCCCUCUCUCUCUCUCUCUCUCUCUCUCUCUCUCUCUGUCUCUCGCUCUAUUGCACCACCCUCCUCCGCCCCCUCUCUCGUUCUUUCCUUCCUCUCAAUGGCAUAAAAACAUUCUGCAGUUCUUCAGAGAAAUAAUUUUCAAAAGCCCUACUGGUCCCGAUCUUCCAUCCUUCCUCGGUUUCCUCCGCCCCAGCCCCAUCACCCACCUCCACCGGCCCUAGGGCUUCUGAUCUCUUUCUCUCUUCCAGGUUCUCCUGUUUUCCUUGGAGAGAAACCGGCACUCUGGGCAUAUUAUGUGAGUAUUAGCAAUGGAUAUAUGGGAAUCUAUGCCGGCUGUAGUUUUAGAGACAGGCACAACCUGUAUCUUUGAAUUACCAUUUUUAGACUAUCCUGGUAGGGAUUCUUGAAGGUUGUAAGCUUCUACACAUUGACUGAUCAUGGUGCGGCUUCUUGGGUUAACAAGGGGAGAAUCAGAUGAGUCGCCUAAAGAGAUAACAAGGAUUCCAAGUGAGACUGGGGAGAGUGGUUGGCUCAUACGCUUCUUUGAUUCUGCCUUUUUCUGUGAGUGGAUUGCAGUCAGUUAUUUGUACAAGCAUGAUCACCCUGGUGUUCGAGAUUACCUUUGCAAUAGGAUGUAUACUUUGCCACUCUCAGGAAUUGAGAGUUACCUGUUUCAGAUCUGCUACAUGCUUGUGCAUAGGCCCAGUCCUUCUUUGGACAAAUUUGUCAUUGAUGUAUGCUCGAAAUCUCUUCAAAUUGCUUUGAAAGUUCAUUGGUUUUUGAUGGCUGAGCUUGAGGACACAGAUGAUAAUGAAGGGAUUAGUAGGAUCCAGGAGAAGUGUCAAAUGGCUGCUACUCUAAUGGGUGAUUGGCCUCCUCUUGUUCGGCCACAAAAUCCUCCUUCAAGUCCUGGCAGCAAAAACCGUGUGCUCAACAAAAUACUUUCUUCAAAGCAACGUUUGCUUUCUCUAACUUCUUCUCCUCCCACUUUGAGGUCCAUAUCUUUGCCAUCUCAUAGCCCUACGACUAAUAAUCCUUCUCCACAUGAAGAGAACAAGAACCCUACUGAUGAAUCGGAUACGUCUUUGAAAGUUUUGAAGAAAUUCAUGCCAGGACCAAAAGUGCGUGAUGCUUUAUUUUUUAGAAAGUCUGUUGAGAAAGAUGAAGAUGAUGUGGACAAAUCCAAGGAUGCUUCAAAGGAAAGUGAUCAGGAUAGCUUUUUUAAAAGACUUCUUAGUGUUAGUAAGGAUGAGGAUGAAAGGGCUGUACAUAGCGAAGAGUUAACUGCAAGUUCUGAGGGAUUCUUUAAGAGACUUUUUCGGGAUCGAAGCGAUGGUGAUGAUAAAGCAACAUUGCGAGCAGGUGAAGAGGAUGAAAAGGAUGGCUUCUUUCGUAGGCUUUUCAAGGAUAAAUUUGAUGACCAUGAAAAGAAAGAUGGGGAUGAUGAAGAUAAGGGGACUGGAAGUUAUGAUGAAGAAGAUUUUUUGCCAUUUCGUAGAUUGUUCCGUGUGCAUCCAGAAGAUGAGAAACCGGUCACCAAUAAUUCUGGUUCAUUUGAAAGUAGUCCAGGAUCUGAGAAUUUUUUCCGUAGAUUGUUUCGCGAUCGGGACCGAUCUGUGGAGGAUUCUGAAUUGUUUGGUUUGAAGAAACAGAAAGAGAAACGUCCAGGCUCACCAAGGCAGCGUAGUGACAAAGCUGCAAAACCUCCAUUGCCAAAUAAUAUCAUAUCUCAAUUACGGAAAGACACGUAUCAUGCUUCCUUGGACUUUGUUCUGUCACUCUGUGAGACCUCCUAUGGUUUAGUAGAUAUUUUCCCAAUGGAGGAUCGCAAACGUGCUCUCCGUGAGUCUCUUGUGGAGAUCAACUCACAUCUUGCUGCUGCUCGAAAUAGUGGAGGAGUUUGCUUUCCUAUGGGAAAAGGAAUGUAUCGUGUGGUUCAUAUUCCUGAAGAUGAAGCUGUUCUCUUGAAUUCCAGGGAAAAGGCUCCUUACCUGAUAUGCGUUGAGGUUUUGAAAGGUGAAAGUCCAAGCUCCAAAAAAGAUCAGUCUGAUACUCAAAAACUUUCAAGAGGAGGGAUUCCUUUAGCGAAUGGAGAUGCACAAUUACAGAAACCUCCUCCUUGGGCAUAUCCAUUACAGGAUGUUCAUCAUAAUGGUACUGAUCAGAUGUUGAGAUCUGCUUCCCAGGCUAUUGACCAGGCAAUGGCACAUUUAUGGGAGGCCAAAGUGAAGUUCGUUCAUGUGAGUCUUUCUCUCGAGAAGCAUACUCAAGAUCACACAAAGAAGGGUGAGGUUCAAGACACAGAAUGUAAUGGGCAAGAAGAUAAUGGGCAGCUCAUUUCAGUUUCUGGGCAUAGUCAUGUGUUCAAUGGCCAAAUAUCAAAGGAAAAGUCGAGGGCAGACCAAGAACCUGAGCUGGGCUGGGUGAAUGUCACCCUGACUGCAGUUCCAGGUGUUAAUAUGGAAGAUGUAGAGGAUCAGGAGCCUGUACGCCGCAAGGAUCAUCGGCGUGUUCCAAGCACAAUUGCGAUGGCAGAAGUAAAGGCUGCCGCAGAGAAAGGAGAGGCACCGCCUGGACUUCCUCUUAAAAGAGUUGGUGAUGAUUCAGCAGAUGCACAGUCAAAGGUUUCAAAUGGUGGUCUUCCAAAACCUACUGAUGCUUUGUCUGGUGAGCUUUGGGAGGUGAAGAAAGAGAGGAUACGGAACGCUUCCGUCUAUGGAAAAUCACCUGACUGGGAUCUCCGUUCUCUCAUAGUUAAGAGUGGUGAUGAUUGCCGGCAGGAGCAUCUUGCUGUACAACUAAUAUCUCACUUCUAUGAUAUUUAUCAAGAAGCUGGUUUGCCACUUUGGUUGCGGCCUUAUGAAGUCUUGGUUACUUCUUCCUACACUGCUUUAAUUGAGACAAUCCCAGAUACGGCUUCAUUGCAUGCCAUCAAAAGCAGGUUCCCUAAUGUCACCAGCUUGCGUGAUUUCUUUGUUGCAAAGUACCAAGAAAACUCCCCUAGUUUUAAGCUUGCGCAGAGAAACUUUGUGGAGAGUAUGGCCGGAUAUUCCAUAUUGUGCUACCUUUUGCAGGUGAAAGAUCGACAUAAUGGGAACCUCUUGAUGGAUGAAGAAGGGCAUAUUAUACACAUUGACUUUGGUUUCAUGCUGUCUAAUUCUCCUGGGAAUGUGAAUUUUGAAAGUGCACCAUUUAAGUUAACUCGUGAACUUCUUGAGGUGAUGGACUCUGAUGCAGAGGGUAUCCCUAGCGAGUUCUUUGACUAUUUUAAGGUGUUAUGUAUACAAGGAUUUCUGACUUGUCGAAAACAUGCUGAGCGUAUCAUACUACUAGUUGAAAUGCUGCAGGACUCGGGAUUCCCUUGUUUUAGGGGCGGACCACGAACAAUCCAGAACUUGAGGAAGCGGUUUCAUUUAAGCCUAACUGAAGAGCAAUGCGUGUCAUUGGUGCUUUCUCUGAUCAGUAGCAGUUUGGAUGCCUGGCGGACACGGCAGUACGACUAUUACCAACGUGUUUUAAAUGGAAUCUUAUGAUACAUAUCACCUCUCUUUAGUGACUUCAUUGGUCCUCUGUAUAUGUCGCCUGUGUUUGUUAUUGGUGGGUGCUGCUUUGGUCUUAACAAAAUGCUUCAGUGAAGCUUGUAUUCUAUCUUUGCGUGCUCAACUGGUGGAGUAGGCUCCCAUUGCAUGAGUUGAGGGUGGAAAGAGGCCCCAGUUUGAUUUGUGUGGUUUUGAUAUCAGAGACUCCGAAGGCUAUGCUGAUUGUGCUAGAGGCAACCACAUGAAGAGAUUGAGCGACAUAGAGAGAGAGAGAGAGAGAGAGAGAGAGAGAGAGAGAGAGAGAGAGAGAGAG